Molecule: messenger RNA, 3176 nt
Organism: Coregonus clupeaformis (lake whitefish)
Lineage: Eukaryota; Metazoa; Chordata; Actinopteri; Salmoniformes; Salmonidae
Product: telomere zinc finger-associated protein-like
Exons: 11
Coding region: 318-2714 (798 amino acids)
Molecular function (GO): protein binding
Source: RefSeq, a predicted model, not a curated record
CCGCCAGAGCCUUGACCUGUCUGAAGCACAUUGCCUUGGCCUCCUUCAGUCUCUUCAGGUUAUCCUGGUCCUUUCUAAGGUUAGAUGCCUGGUGCUCUAGCUUGACCAUGGCAGUGCUUGGGCUGAGGUUUGAAGAGUCUGAGUUGGGGAUUUUGUUGGGCUUGAACCACUUGUCCUUAUAGUGUUGCCUCAUGGACAUCUGCUUGGGAUUGGAUGGAGCUUUGUGCACUUUCAUGGUACCUUAUGGCUUUCCUUUCCUCCAUGACACUGAUUCCAGUGUCCCUUGCAUAGCAGCAAUCUAUUGUCAAGGGUGAGAAAUGCAUUCAAAGGUGAAUAGCAACCAUGCCCAACGGGUUUUGUCCUUUCUGAAUGAGCAGAGGAGUCUCAGCUGGUUCUGUGAUGCCAAGCUGACUGUAGGAGGAGGUGGGAGGGUGUACAACGGCCAUCGCAAUAUCCUGGCCUGUUUCAGUGGGCGGUUCCAGGAGUCUGAGCCAACCACCACCAUGGUUAAGGAGGUCUCCCUCCCAGAGGAGUGCCCCACUGAUGGCCUGGAACUGCUUCUAGACUUUUUCUACACAGGGGAGUUAAAACUUGACUCUCUGAAUCUGGAGAAUGUGCGACAGGCUGCAGACAGCCUAUGUGUACCAGAUGCGCUCGCACUUUGUCAGCAGUUUGCCACAGAAGGGAUAGUCUCCCCAGAAGGACCGCAGUCUGCAUAUCUUCUGGCUGAAAAUGAUGGCUCAAUCUCAGCUGUAAUUUAUGUGGAAACCAAGGCCCCCCUAAAAAGGGGGAGGCCCCCUAAAAAAAGAGGGAGGCCCAAGAAAUCCCAAACCCCUUGUAGUGGCUCAAGUAAGAAGGAUUGUCCGGAAGCUACUGCCACCACAACUGCCAUCACAACUCGCUCUGGGAGUAGGGUGAAGGCCUCCAGAAGACUGCUUGGAGAGGGCCCCAGCUUGCAUCUCCUGCCCCAUGGGGGGACCACUAGCAGGGGGACUCCACCACUAGUUAUUAGCCUGAAGGAUAGGAGUGAUGGGGCUGUGGAGGAGGGACAAAGCCUCCCUCAGCCUACAGAUAUAACAGAGGUAACGGACGUGGUCGGCAGCCUUGUAGCAGAUUUGAGCUACAAAGCUAAUUCUCAUCUGCAGCCUCUUGAUGAAGAAGACUAUGAUGAUGAUGAUGGCAGUGGUGGUGAUUUGGUGGAGGGGGUAGAUGAGGACACUGAUGAAGACUAUGUGCCCCAUGCCCUGCCUUCUACCUCCUCCAGCCCCAAAGGCAGACGUAAAGGACCAGGAAAAGCUGUCAAUAAAGAGAACGGUGAAGGGGAAGCCAAGGGGUCUACAAAGGGCUCUGUUCAGUGCCCCACCUGCAAUAAGACCUUCCUCAGCAAGUACUACCUCAAAGUACACAACAGGUGUCAUACAGGUGAGAUGCCCUUUCCAUGCUCUAAGUGUAGAAAGAGGUACUACAGGAAGGAGAAUUUGAUGGACCACCAGGCCAGGAACUGCAACUGUAGUGAAAAAAUAGAAGCGGUACACAACUGCCUUCAAUGCCACAUGUCAUUUGACAGAUUGGUGGAUCUACGUCUGCACACCGUCUCCCAUACAGGGGAAAUGCCCAAUAAGUGUACGUCAUGCUCGGAACAAUUCAUGCAUAAAAAAGAUUUGAGAAAUCACGAAAUCAAAAUCCACGGUGCACCCAAACCACAUGCAUGCUCUCUGUGCAGCAAAGCCUACCUGUCUAAAACAGAGCUGCGUCUGCAUGAGGCGUCCAAGCAUCGCGGCGAGAAGCUCUUUGUGUGUGAGGAGUGUGACCAUCGAGCCUCCAGCCGACACGGCCUGCAGAUGCACAUCAAAGCCAUUCACAGAAACGAGCGUCCAUUUGUGUGUGAGUACUGCAACCGUGCGUUCACCCAGAAGGCUAACCUGAACAUACACCUACGGAUUCACACUGGAGAGAAGCCCUAUCAGUGCCACCUCUGUGGGAAGACCUUCCGGACACAGGCCAGUCUUGACAAGCACCACCGCACCCACACGGGAGAGCGACCUUACAGCUGCGAGUUCUGUAACCAGCGCUUCACAGAGAAGGGCCCAAUGCUCCGCCAUGUCGCCAGCAAGCACCAGGACGACCGCCCUCACUGUUGCAAGAUAUGUAGCAAGACCUUCAAGGCGGUCGAGCAGCUCCACGUCCAUGUGCGUCGCCAUCAGGGCAUGAGGAAGUUUGAGUGCCAAAAGUGUGGCUACAAGUUCACCAGACAGGCCCACUUAAGGCGUCAUGUUCAGGUCCAUACCCGUACAGAGAACUACAAUCCACGUGAGAGAAAGCUACGGAACCUGAUAGUAAAGGACGUGGGGUCGCAGGAUGAGACUAGCCCCUCACAGACACCACCCACUGAGAAGGAGACACCCGAGGGGCCGGCACCUGUCUCUGGACCCAGUGUCCCGGUCUCUGGACCUAUACCUGGACCUGGAACAGUACCAGGAGCCAGUGACAUCCUCAGGGUGGUGAUCAAGCCCCUGGUGGAGGAGGUGGGCUUUAACCAGGGCCAGGUUGGGGUGGCACAGGGACAUGGCAAGGGUUUGGGUGUGAUGGGGCAUAGCUUCACUGUGACAGAUGUGAUGGAGCAGACUCUCCUGGUGGCAGAUUAUCCCAUCCCUGAGACCACGGUGGAGCUGGAGGACAUACAGGAGGACCCUCCUGCUAAGAGCAAUGCCUGAGGACGGGACAGACUGGUUGGUAUCUCACACCGCUAGAGCGGCUUGAGUACUGCAAGACUUCAAGAACUCCCACAGUGUGGCUACUCGCUCUGCAGUCAAAGCAUUCACUUAAUUUCAGUCAUUAUUGUAACCAUGUUUUCUGUCCAAAUUACUGUACAGAAGAACUGGAAGUUUCCACUCAGCCCAGUAGACUAUGAAACCCCUCAAGAUAUUCCCCUACUCUGUGAACAUCAUAUUAAUUUUGUCUGUGCAUUGGGUCUGGCAAUGAACUACAACUUGGCUUAGGCUACUUAAGUUAUUUUAAAGGUUUUAUGAAGUUUGUUGUGUUUUUACACUGCAGCCUACAUUAGACAAAUCAAGUCAAUAGGUCAGUUUGUGAGAAGAAGUGAAUGUAAAUCAAUGGGAUUGUCUUGUUUCAUCAAGUAAAACGGUAAACAGAAUAAAGUGGCAGUUUUAUUGUAA